This is a messenger RNA of Xyrichtys novacula (pearly razorfish), 187 nucleotides long. The record is from the annotation of a GenBank genome assembly. Lineage: Eukaryota; Metazoa; Chordata; Actinopteri; Labriformes; Labridae.
GUGAAGACUGGCCAGGAUAUGAUGGUAGUGCAGACACGAAGGAGUCAGCAGCCGGGUUGAUAGAGGCUACAGCAAAGGACUCCCUCUAUGGUGUCCUGCAGAUUUUCAUUCGUAUCACAUGUUGUCAACAUUUGAUCAAAAAGACGAUUGCAGAAUUUGACAAAAGUCGUCUCUGUCAAAUAAACAG